This is a messenger RNA of Paralichthys olivaceus (Japanese flounder), 1641 nucleotides long. It is a transcript of the gene slc1a2a, whose product is annotated as solute carrier family 1 member 2a. The record is from RefSeq and is a predicted model, not a curated record. Gene Ontology annotation, cellular component: plasma membrane. Gene Ontology annotation, molecular function: L-glutamate transmembrane transporter activity; neutral L-amino acid transmembrane transporter activity; glutamate:sodium symporter activity. NCBI's taxonomy places the organism in Eukaryota, Metazoa, Chordata, Actinopteri, Pleuronectiformes, Paralichthyidae. Gene Ontology annotation, biological process: L-glutamate import across plasma membrane; L-aspartate transmembrane transport.
UCCACUUUCAGUGCCAACACAAUGAAGAAGCAAGUGGAGGUCAGGAUGGACGAGAGCCACCUGGAGCCCAUCGUGGAAAAUCAGGAGAGCGCGUGCAGCAGCUUCUGUGAUAAAGUCAUGAAGAACAUGGUUCUCACUCUCACCAUCCUCGGUGUGUUUCUGGGCUCCAUCGCUGGAAUGCUGCUGCGGCACAUAUCUCCUCUGCCGGCUGAUGUUAUCAUGAUCAUCGCCUUCCCGGGGGAGAUCCUCAUGAGGAUGCUGAAGAUGCUGAUUCUGCCUCUUGUUGUUUCCAGUCUGGUCACAGGACUCGCCGGUCUGGACGCAAAAUCCAGCGGUCGCUUAGGCACCAGGGCCAUGGUGUACUACAUGUCGACGACGGUGAUCGCAGCCGUCCUCGGAGUGAUCCUCGUGCUGCUCAUCCACCCCGGAAACCCCAAGCUAAAGGCUAAUCUCGGGCAGGGCAAGAAGAACGACGAUGUGUCCAGCGUGGACGCCUUCUUCGAUCUCAUCCGAAAUCUUUUCCCAGAGAACUUGGUGCAGGCCUGUUUCCAGCAGAUCCAAACAGUCACCACAAAAGUACCAGUGCCCACCAACAGGACCAAGGCACCCCCGCAGUUCACUGUGAAAAGGUCGCUGCAGUUCAAGAGUGGGAUGAAUGUCCUGGGUCUGAUUGGAUUCUUUGUUGCGUUCGGAGUCAUUAUGGGCAAAAUGGGAGAAAAGGCCAAGCUGAUGUUGGAGUUUUUCAACGUCCUGAAUGAGAUCGUUAUGAGGCUCGUUAGUGCGAUUAUGUGGUACUCCCCCGUCGGUAUCGCCUGCCUUAUCUGCGGAAAGAUCAUCUCCAUCGCUGAUCUGGAGGUGGUGGCGAGGCAGCUGGGGAUGUACAUGGUCACCGUCAUCGUGGGCCUCAUCAUCCACGGAGGCAUCUUCCUACCGCUGAUAUAUUUUGUGAUAGUUAAAGAAAACCCCUUCAAGUUCUUCAUGGGAAUAUUCCAGGCCUGGGUGACGGCGCUCGGAACAGCGUCCAGUGCCGGCACCCUGCCCGUCACGUUCCGGUGCUUGGAGGAGAACCUGGGCAUCGACAAGAGAGUGACGCGAUUCGUGCUCCCCGUGGGGGCCACCAUCAACAUGGACGGCACCGCGCUCUACGAGGCGGUGGCGGCCAUCUUCAUCGCUCAGAUGAAUGGGAUCCAGCUCGACUGGGGCCAGAUUAUCACCGUCAGUAUGACAGCCACCCUGGCCAGUGUCGGAGCAGCCAGUAUCCCCAGUGCCGGACUCGUGACCAUGCUCCUGAUCCUCACGGCGGUGGGGCUGCCCACUCAGGACAUCAGCCUCCUGGUGGCUGUCGACUGGCUGCUCGAUCGUUUCCGGACCUCGGUCAACGUGGUGGGAGACUCGUACGGAGCGGGCAUCGUCUACCACCUCAGCAAACACGAGCUGGACUCGUUUGAUGCCCAGCAGGCCCGGAUGGACGAAUUUGAGAUGGCAAAGACACAGUCCUUCUAUGAAAAUAACUCCAACCAGAAUGUAUACACUAACCACAACUCAAUCUUGAUAGACGACUGCAAGGUCACCAUGGGGAAAAAUGGCAAGACUACAGACUUCUCUCUUGUUGAGGAGGAACCAUGGAAAUGCCAGAAAUAA